Strongylus vulgaris is the source of this 557-nucleotide messenger RNA. NCBI's taxonomy places the organism in Eukaryota, Metazoa, Nematoda, Chromadorea, Rhabditida, Strongylidae. The record is from the annotation of a GenBank genome assembly.
AUGCCCGCGCUAACUUUCCGACUUGUUAUUGCCUGUCAACUCAGUGGCGAAGACGAUGAAGAUGAGGAAGACACACGGACAAUGUCGAAGGAUCGAAUACUCGAAGCAAUUAGGCAUAAACGCGAGAUAAUUGGUAAACUUCGCAGUCAACCAUGGAAUAUGAAACGAAAGCGAAGGACAUUGAAAGUUGCCCAGCGCCAUCUUCAACGGCAAGAGGCAAAAGUUUCAAAAGUACGGUUAUUUAAAGCUGAAGCAGGGAGAAGAAUCACCCUAAUGAGCCGGUGGUUCGACAACAUCAAGAUUUAUCUCAUACCAUGGGAAGCGAAAAUAAAACGCAUAGAAAGUCACUUUGGAUCCGUUGUUAGUUCUUAUUUCACUUUUUUGCGAUGGACUCUUGGAGUCAAUGUUACUAUGACUGUUAUAAUGUUAAUGUUUGUCAUCAUUCCAGAAGGUUACAUGGAAUAUUCCUUAAUAUUUUACGAGGUAAAUCUCCAAUAUCUACUCCAUGAGGCAUGUCAAUAUGCGCUCAAAAUCACCACAACUACCGUCAUAUAGUU